AAUUUGACCCGUACCCCUAAACAAAACCAUGAAAAAUCAGGUGCACUUGAUACAUCUGUUUUAAAAUAUACAUUUGAAAUGCUCUUCCUAGCGGCGCAAUUAUCUUCUUCAAAAAUUAAAAAUCGAUUUAUUUUGAUACGAUGCUCCUCAAGGUUCUUGUCUUGGACCUUUUUGCAUCAUAUUUGCUUGAAAAACCAGUACUGUUUAGGCCUGUACAAGAUCUUGUGCUUUCAUUGUGCCAACGUGGCAUGGGACUAAAUGCAACUCUUAAAAACCAUCAAUAUUUUUCAGAGCAGGUUACUUUACAGAUCAUGUUGAAUAAACAAAGCCAUAGAGAUGUCAAGGCCAAUUUGAACUUCCUCGGCAUUCUUCUGUGCGAAAUCGGUAUCCACAGCAACAAUAUCUAUCCAAAUAUAAAUCCACACACCUACCAAAGCUACAUUAUAAAGCCAACCAACGUUUACGAAUACGCAAGCUAUAUUCUACAGCUAAGCCGUUAUCCAGAAAAGCUCACUUUUAAUGUCUUUAUCCGAAAUUGGCACGUGCACCGUCUUGUCUUGUAAUGAAAUCUUCGGGCAGCUGCAGUUUUGUCAUCACAUCUGGGAAAAACAUAUUUCCAUGGUUGCUUUUCGUGAUAAUAUUUUACAGUUCAUUGGAGCUUUCGUUGCUCUUUAUAAGUCUUUCCAAGUGGCCAAAAGCAGGGAAACACAUAGGCAAUGAAAAGUUGCUUCCACUAGUCGUUCCAGAGCAGGAUAUUACGGAGAACACAACCUAUCGGCUACAGGAAAAGCAGAAUUUGCUUUUGUUUGUUGCAGUUUUAAACAAAGUAACAGCAUUCGAUAGAAGAGAUGCAGUCAGGUCUACAUGGAUGUCAAGAUGUAGGAAGCAGAACAGAAAGCUAGCCUGUUUCUUCUUUACAGAUACGACAGAAUCGCUAUCCAAAGUAAAUAGAACAAGGGUCAAAAAUGAGAAAUUGCUUCAUCAGGACAUGUUGUUUAUGCCAUACAAAGGUGGAAAUAAUUUUGCAUUGCGAUUGGUAUGGAUGUUGAAAUGGGCUGCUGCUCACUACAACUUUGACUUUUUCCUCCGAAUCGAUGAUGACCAUUUUCUAUGUUUAGAUCGGCUUGUUUACGAGCUCCCCCACAGACCUAGAAACUCUCUUUACUGGGGAUUCAUUCAUUGUCGCAAAGAUAUUGUCAGGGUUGAUGAAGGUUGGAUGAUUUUGUCGGGUAACCUCGUUCAAGAAGUUCUUUCUAAAGUAAAUUCAACAUUGCCAUGUCAUCCAUUUGGCGACCAGGCCGUUGCAUUAUGGAUGCUUGAUAGUAAAUAUAAUGUCACAUAUUUUUACGAUAACGAUCGUGUCAUAAAUUUUGCUACAUCAUACGAUCUAGAGAAAUAUAAUCGACCAGAUAUUUGCACGAAAUACCUCAGUUUACAUGGAAGCUACCCCAAUACAAUGAAGAUGUACUGGAAUAUAUCUUCUUAUAUUGAAAAUCUUCUGGCAGACAAACCAACGCACUAUGAAAUACCUCCAAUUCCUCGCUACGAAGACAAGUGUCGAUUUUCAAACAAAAUAUUUGAUGUCAAUAAAUUUUGGCCUCAACUUAGAUUCAAUACAAAACCGUGCAAGGAUGAGCCGAGAUGGACCAACAGCAAUGAAGAAUUUCACAGUCGAGAAACGUACGGCGAGGAUAUCUAAACAACGUGCAAUGUUGGUUGUCGAAAGGAGCUGUUCAGAAUAGAUAAGAUCAUAAAUAGAUAUUCAAAAUUUGAUUAUAAAGUUAUUUUAUAUACGGCACAAGUUGUUUUAUGUACAGUACUUUAUAAUCGAUUAAUUGAAUGUUUUAGCUAUGAUACUUUCUAAUUAAAUAGAAAAUGCAUUUUGUCAACAGUGGCCAAAACUGGGUGUGGCCUCUUGAAUAUCUAAAUUUUCAAUACCUUUCAAUGGAAUUUUAUAAAGUUUUGUCAGCAUUUGCAAAUAAUUUUUCCAAUCGAAACAGCGUAGGGUUUAUUGAAUAGGUUCCAGCUGAUGACUUUUUCGAUGAUGCCCCUUAUUAGAGAGGAUCGCUCACUAGAGGGAAAGGGCGCUCUUCAGAGAGAAUAUGCUAACUACGAAAUUGGUUUGACAUCGUGGGUCUUAAUAGAACACAGAGGUUCCAUUUUUUUCUAUCUGCAUGCAUUCAAACAAAACUUUCUGUGACCUUAAAAGUUUAAAUCUUGGUUUAUUUUCAAAUGUAAGAGCAUGCCAAUUUAUGCAAAUUUCAAGCGAAAUAAUCAAGGGAAUUUCAGAGGCAAAUGCUACAAAUAAAGAUUUAAUCUCACUGAAAAUUUUGCAGUACAUCACAGAAAUAUUUCAUGAAAUAUUUGUUUCUUACUUAAGCUUGAUACCGGUCGAGAUACACGAAUGCAAAUCUGAGCUAGAGAAAUUUUCUUUGAAGCAAAGAAGAAGAGAAAAGUGGCCUACGUUUUUCUAAACAUAGUCAGUUAACUUUUAUUGUUUUGAAUGUUGAACAGCAGAACUACUCUCAAUGUACACCAGAUCUUGUAGAAAUUUUUAAGCAUUGCUGUCAAAUCUAAAUUCUGUUACCAAUUCUAGGUGGGACUGAAAUGAAAAAUAAAUAUAUCCGUUACUUGCUUCCGUUUUCAAGAAUUUGAAAUGUUUGUCAGAUUUAGUAAAGGUUUAAACUGCAACACCGAAUCCUAUACAAACAACAGUCAAAAGGAAAUUUGUGAACUAUAUAAUAGUGCGUCUGGUACCCAGGGUAGGUAACCGUGUGUAUAUUGUAAAUCCCAAUUAAAUUGAUUUAAACAAAAUUAGAAAUUAUUUUAUUUAGAAAGAGCAGAGAACAGUUUGCGAGAACGCACGAUUUGACAUCCCUUCAACUGGAAUGCAGUGGAAAACAACAAUAACAACAGCGACCAUGGCAUCAGAACAAUGGUAUAGAAGCGCAGGCGCUUCUAUAUCAUUGCAUCAGAACCACUGAUCUCAAAAAAAGAUUUGAUCGAGCUUCUCCAGCUCAGCCUUGAUUGCACAAUGCAGCGUCCAUGUUAGGACCUUCCUGUGUUGCUUGAGACUAGAGAGCAAUCACGUUGGUUUCAGUUCAACUUGCUUUUUCAUAGCAAUGAAAAAGCAUUCGUAAGUGACGUUAAGCAUUUUUGCCGUAGUAUUUAGUUUAUGCAAGGGAGAAUCCACUGUUCACUUACCUUCUAGGCUUGUUGUCUCUUAGGUUAUGUAAACUCUCCUCCGCAGAGGCUAUUGGGGAAGGAGAAUGGGAGGGAAAAAGGAUGGGAUAAAAGGAACUGCGGAAGAAAAGAAAAGGUGGAGGAGCUGCGAGGGAGAAGGAGGAAAAAAUAGCGGCAAUUUUCAUUUCCUCCUCUCCUCCGCCCUUAUCCUCCUAUUCCCGCAGCUUCACCAUUUCUCAAUCCCCACCAUUUCUCAGUCCUCAUCUCCCUUCCCAAUAGCUUCUGUGGAGGAGAGUCGGUUAUUUAAGAAUUUAAUGAUUAAUGCACAAUAAAAAGCGCAGCACGCUGUUUGUACAGUUUUUACGCAUGGCAGCCCUAUGCUUUAGGCGCGAGAGGUCCCAACAUGGAGAGACUCGGUCACUUCCACGUGCUAAUAUAGGAGAUCAAUAGUUUGUUCGAUCCAGUCUUUUUUUAGAUCAGUGAUCAGAACAGGGACUAACUUUUUGCUCCAUCGCAGGGUCCUUAGAACCAUUCGGUUUUGUUCUGUUAAUUUUUACAAAUAUUUGUUGUUUACAAAUGGCAUAUUUACAAAUAAAUUAGGGGAAAUAUACUAGCUUGCGUGUUGUACAAUAAAAUGCGUCAAUAUAACUUUAAAUAAUUUGAAACUGGACGAGAGAAUAAGCGAAUUUAAAAUAACGACAUUUGGAGCGUACCCGUUAUCAAGUGCAGAUAAAAAGGAAGGCGAUAAAGGCAUAUUUUAAUUAUUUUAUAUUUUCAAUAAAAUUAGUGAACAAAUAUAGUUGAAGAGUCAAAAUUUUCUGAUAAGUUUGACUAUUGAUUUUGUGACAACAUCUGUCCUUAAUGCGAUAACUUUUACUUAUUUGUGAUUCAAUUAAUCACUAGACGGAC
Molecule: messenger RNA, 4092 nt
Organism: Rhopilema esculentum
Lineage: Eukaryota; Metazoa; Cnidaria; Scyphozoa; Rhizostomeae; Rhizostomatidae
Biological process (GO): protein O-linked glycosylation; glycosaminoglycan biosynthetic process
Cellular component (GO): Golgi membrane
Molecular function (GO): galactosylxylosylprotein 3-beta-galactosyltransferase activity
Source: RefSeq, a predicted model, not a curated record